Molecule: messenger RNA, 2631 nt
Organism: Trichosurus vulpecula (common brushtail)
Lineage: Eukaryota; Metazoa; Chordata; Mammalia; Diprotodontia; Phalangeridae
Gene: CARF
Product: calcium responsive transcription factor
Exons: 14
Coding region: 1-2223 (740 amino acids)
Biological process (GO): regulation of transcription by RNA polymerase II
Cellular component (GO): nucleus
Molecular function (GO): DNA-binding transcription factor activity, RNA polymerase II-specific; RNA polymerase II cis-regulatory region sequence-specific DNA binding
Source: RefSeq, a predicted model, not a curated record
AUGGAAGAAAAUGGAACUGGCCAUGAUGCCAGGAUGGAACAAUCUCAUGAUUUAUUAGUAGUCAACUGUAAUAACACCGAAGAGACAGAAAGAGAUGCUCAGGUGUUUCAGCAUCUAACCUGCAUGGAUUCCAGGGAUCCUUCCUUUGGACAAAAUGAUUCUUCUGCAGUUUUGCCCAUCACAGUUGGUGUAGCAGAUAAUUCACCCCCAUCACAGCAUGUACCAGUCCAGCUGUCACAGCCACAGUCCCUUUCCACAGAGCAGUUCCAUCUAGUAGAUCAAAAUGGGCAUCCUCUUCAGUAUGAGCUUCAGUCAGUAGGGGAUUAUAAUACACAGAUGAUGAUUGUUACUAGUCCGUCAGAAAAUGGACAGGUGCUUCAUGUAAUUCCAUCCAGUCAGACAGGAAUGGCACAAGUUAUUAUUCCUCAGGGGCAGCUCCUCGAUGUGACCAGUCCUCAGGAUAUUUCAGAAGAGAAUACCACUGAUGGACACUUACAGACUGUAGCAGUGGCUGCUAUAGCAGAUAAUACCAGUAGUUAUAUUCUUCAUCCACAAGCAUCCCUCUCCUUGCCUAAAAAGACAGCAACUAGAAUAGCUGAUGACCCUUUUCCCGUCCCUCUGCAACCACUUCUUCCACACACUCCUACAUGGGCUCAUCGUCUACGGAACUGUCAGAAAAUUGGAGAUUCAUACCGUGGUUAUUGUGUGAGUGAGACAGAAUUAGAAAAUGUACUAACACUUCACAAGCAGCAGACGAAGACUAUAUGGGGGACACGCCAAUCUCCAAGCCCAGCAAAACCUGCUACACGCUUAAUGUGGAAAUCCCAGUAUGUUCCAUAUGAUGGAAUCCCUUUUGUCAAUGCAGGGAGCAGAGCCAUAGUGAUGGAAUGUCAGUUUGGGCCAAGGAGGAAAGGUUUCCAGGCCAAAAAAAAUGGAGAGCAGGAAAGCACCUCCUCCUGUCAGCUCUACAAAGCCACUUGUCCAGCACGGAUUUACAUUAAAAAGGUACAAAAAUUUCCUGAGUAUAGAGUUUCUACUGACCCCAAAAUUGAUAAGAGAAUCAUCAGAAUGGAGCAGGAGAAAGCCUUUAACAUGCUGAAGAAGAAUCUGAUAGAUGCUGGAGGAGUUAUCAGGUGGUAUGUACAGUUGCCCACUCGAAAGGCUCAUCAGUAUCAUGAACUGCAGAAACCUUGUCUCAUUCCUUCUCCUUCCCCUCUCCUUGUGUCUUCACUUGAGAAUGAGGAAGAUACAGUUCAGGAUGAGAACUGUACAUUGUCCUCACGUCUACAUCCACAAGUAGCAGAUAAGAUCAGAGAACUGGUAUCUCAGGGAAUAGAACAAGUCUAUGCAGUGAGGAAACAACUAAGAAAAUUUGUAGAGAGGGAAUUGUUCAAGCCUGAUGAGAUACCUGAAAGACAUAAUUUAUCUUUUUUCCCAACUGUGAAUGACAUAAAAAAUCACAUUCAUGAGGUACAGAAGUCCUUGAGAAAUGGGGAGAUGGUGUAUAAUUCAGAAACUCCUCCAGCUACGUUCCAGUGGACCACAGACAGUGGGAACAUUCUCACAGAGACUGUAACAGUUACAUUUGCAUCGCCAUCCACUGAGGGAAGCUCACCAGGAGAAUCGAUUAUCACUAAAGUGGAAGCAAAUCAGACAGGGGAGUCUUUGUCUCCAGAGACAGCCCACUUGCUCUCUUCACUCUCUUCACUUCAGCCCAAAAUAUUUGCACAGUUGCAGGGUUUACAGUUACAACCAGCAUUCACCUCUGCUGAUGGAGCAGCUGCUUUGAUAUCAGUAAAUAGCCACUCUCAUUCUACUUGUGCAAAUCUUCUGGAUUCAGUAGGAAGUGCUGUCAUGAACCAUUCUCUUGUGUUCACUCAAGGACAUAACCUUCAAGCAGGAGCCUGCCUGACACAGAAUCAUCCUGCUUCCUCUACACUCAGUAGCCUUCCAGGGCCAGAUCAGAACCUUGUUACAAUGGGCCAACUGGUAGCAGUUGGAGGUGUUGAGGAUACAGGAAGCCUGGAAGGAAGUGUUCAUCAGAUUUUUUUGGGAGAUGUACAAACCAUUCCGAUCAGGAUUGUGAACAGCCACCCAACUCUUAUAGAAGAAAAUCUACAAGGUACUAUUUCUGUGAGUCAAGUUAAAGAAGAGCCCAGGGAACCGACAUUAUCUGAGCAAGUAAAUAAUAUCCUGGACAGAAAUACCUCAUCCAUGGUUUAGGUUUCUCAAGACUUUUAAAGACUUAAAAUUUUGAAAAAUUCAACUCUCUUAGAAAUGAAAGUAGGUGGUGUCAAAAUGGCGCCAUUCUUCACAGUGGCAUUGUAAAGAGUAUGUUAUAGAAUAGUUCUAAUGAAUACUGAUAAUGAUUUGUGCCAAUUCAGAGUCAUUAUGUUACCUCAUAAAAGAGUUUCUCUUCUCAGUCUUGGAUAGAUCUGCUCUUUCUAAAUUCUUAUUUAAUCAGUAUUUUAAAAAGUAGGCUAAAAUGAAUGACUUGCAAAGGUUUGGUGCCAAUGUAAAUAUUUCUCCUACUCAUCUCAUAGAAAGUCUCAUCUGAUUUUGGUGCUUUGUGGCUGACAAAAACAUGCUCUUACAUACAUCAGUGAUAUAACAGGCUUUUUUUCUUUUUCU